This is a messenger RNA of Sapajus apella (tufted capuchin), 1310 nucleotides long. It is a transcript of the gene RHEBL1, whose product is annotated as RHEB like 1. The transcript is spliced from 8 exons. The coding region runs from base 346 to 891 and encodes 181 amino acids. Lineage: Eukaryota; Metazoa; Chordata; Mammalia; Primates; Cebidae. Gene Ontology annotation, molecular function: GTPase activity; GDP binding; GTP binding. The record is from RefSeq and is a predicted model, not a curated record. Gene Ontology annotation, cellular component: plasma membrane. Gene Ontology annotation, biological process: small GTPase-mediated signal transduction.
GCCAAUGGCGAGCGGCCUGGGGGGCGGAGCCCGGCGCGGCGCGGCACAGUAGUUCCCCUGGCGCUCGGCUCCCUCGCGUUAGACUUGCUGUGUUGUGAUCACGUGGGCAGCUCCGGGCGCGGCGCUUGUUUUGGUUUCCGUCUAACUUGCCCACCGCAGCUUCGGUGUGAACGACUUUCCUGCACUGGUUGACGCGCCUGCCCACACCCUGACCCGGUCUUCGGGCUCUCUCAGCCCGCAGUUUCGCAAGCUCCUGGGGCGGGCUCCUGCCAUGCCGCUGGUCCGCUACAGGAAGGUGGUCAUCCUCGGAUACCGCUCUGUAGUCCGAAAGGACAGAGGAUGUGAAUGUGGAUGGAUGAUUUGGAUACAACUGCCACACUGCUCCCCACAGGGAAAACAUCUCUGGCACAUCAAUUUGUGGAGGGCGAGUUCGUGGAAGGCUACGAUCCUACAGUGGAGAAUACUUACAGCAAGAUAGUGACUCUUGGCAAAGAUGAGUUUCACCUACACCUGGUGGACACAGCAGGGCAGGAUGAGUACAGCAUUCUGCCCUAUUCAUUCAUCAUUGGGGUCCAUGGUUAUGUGCUCGUGUAUUCUGUCACCUCUCUGCAUAGCUUCCAAGUCAUUGAGAGUCUGUACCAAAAGCUACACGAAGGCCAUGGGAAAACCCGGGUGCCAGUGGUUUUAGUUGGGAACAAGGCAGAUCUCUCUCCAGAGAGAGAGGUACAGGCAGUUGAAGGGAAGAAGCUGGCAGAGUCCUGGGGAGCGACAUUUAUGGAGUCAUCUGCUCGAGAGAAUCAGCUGACUCAAGGCAUCUUCACCAAAGUGAUCCAGGAGAUUGCCCGUGUGGAGAAUUCCUAUGGUCAAGAGCGUCGCUGCCAUCUCAUGUGAGCCCUCAGGUGUGGGGUAACUGCCUUGUUUCUGCCCCUGGCACUUGCCAUGUUCCAGUGGGGGCAGACCCUCAGGACUUCAUGGGUAUGUUUGCCAGCUGUGUACCUGGCCCCUGGGCACACAGUGUGGCAUCCUCAUAUUUGCACACUUUCCCCAGGCUCCAGUGGCCUGGAUGUUAAUGUUUACAAAGGGGCAAGGACAUCUCAUGGACACUGGCUGUCUAGCCCUCUGUUUUUGCUAGAUGAAUUCUGUUAUAACCUAUGGGGUUAGAAUAUGAGUCCUGGGCAUUAUUUAUCCAGGACCCAUCCUCUUGGGUGGGUUUUGGGUGUUGGCUCGGUAAGGGGAGCUGGGGACUCCUGAAAUAGAGCUGACUCCCUGGGGUGACAAUGUAUACAUGCAAAUAAACUGAGAAAUCUUUU